AUGGUGCAAAAUAUUAAAGUUGCUGUUUGCGGUUCAGGUGCUGUUGGUAAAUCAUGUUUAACUAUUCAAUUUGUACAAAAUCAAUUUGUUGAAGCAUGGGAUCCUACAAUUGAGGACAGUUAUCAAAAAACACUUAAAAUUAAUAAUGAUGUAGUACAAUUAGAUAUAUUGGACACAGCCGGACAAGGUUUAUGGUAUGCAUUAAGAGAUGAAUAUAUGAGAACUGCUGAUGGAUUUUUAUUGGUUUUUGAUAUUUCAAAACCAAAAACAUUUGAAGAUUUGAAUGAAUUCCACAAACAAAUUGUCAGAAGUAAAGAUUGUGAUUAUCCACCAAUUGUACUUGUUGGAAAUAAGAUUGAUCUUCCACCUGAAAAGAGAACAGUUUCGAAACAACAAUCUGAGGAACUUUGCAGUAAAUGGAAAAUUGAAUUUAUUGAAACAAGUGCAAAAACAAGAACAAAUGUCGAUGAAGCAUUUCAAAAGUUAGUCAAAUUUGUUUUGAGAGAUUUGGAAAAAACCAAACCACCACAACCAACUACAACACAAAAGGAAAAGAAAUCAUGUAUUUUACUUUAA
Naegleria gruberi is the source of this 576-nucleotide messenger RNA. Its product is annotated as ras family small GTPase. The transcript is spliced from 5 exons. Gene Ontology annotation, molecular function: GTP binding; GTPase activity; GDP binding. Gene Ontology annotation, biological process: signal transduction. Lineage: Eukaryota; Heterolobosea; Eutetramitea; Acrasida; Naegleriidae. The record is from RefSeq and is a predicted model, not a curated record. Gene Ontology annotation, cellular component: plasma membrane. Bases 1 to 576 code for a protein of 191 amino acids.